Messenger RNA from Hipposideros armiger (great roundleaf bat), 4640 nucleotides. RefSeq names its product prostate transmembrane protein, androgen induced 1 (gene PMEPA1). Gene Ontology annotation, molecular function: R-SMAD binding. Gene Ontology annotation, cellular component: early endosome membrane; Golgi membrane. Bases 271 to 984 code for a protein of 237 amino acids. The transcript is spliced from 4 exons. Lineage: Eukaryota; Metazoa; Chordata; Mammalia; Chiroptera; Hipposideridae. The record is from RefSeq and is a predicted model, not a curated record. Gene Ontology annotation, biological process: negative regulation of transforming growth factor beta receptor signaling pathway.
AGUCUCAGUCUUCUCUGGCUGAGUCCCUUGGUCUCUGCUCAAAUCUAACUUUUGUCUCUUUGACUCUAAUCAAUCUGCGUCACCCCUCACGAGACCCAUUUGCCCUUGCCACGCUGGACGUGACAUCUGGCGCCCGACCUUGGGGCUUCUCGGAGAAGGGAAGGAAGACUUUGAAUCUAGGUGAAUUUCACGGCGCAGACCUCAGGACGGGCCGGCACCCUACUUGCGGAGCUGGAGUUUGUGGAGAUCACCAUCAUCGUGCUGGUGGUCAUGGUGAUGGUGGUGGUGAUCACGUGCCUGCUGAGCCACUACAAGCUGUCUGCACGCUCCUUCAUCAGCCGGCACAGCCAGGCCAGGAGGAGAGACGACGCCCUCUCCUCGGAAGGAUGUCUCUGGCCCCCGGAGAGCACUGUGUCGGGCAGUGGAAUCCCAGAGCCACAGGUCUAUGCCCCACCGAGGCCCACCGACCGCCUGUCCGUGCCCCCCUUCACCCAGCGGGACCGCUUCCACCGCUUCCAGCCCACCUACCCCUACCUGCAGCAUGAGAUCGACCUGCCACCCACCAUCUCGCUGUCGGACGGGGAGGAACCCCCGCCCUAUCAGGGCCCCUGCACCCUCCAGCUGCGGGACCCCGAGCAGCAGCUGGAGCUGAACCGGGAGUCGGUGCGUGCGCCCCCUAACAGAACCAUCUUUGACAGCGACCUGAUGGACAGUGCCAUGUUGGGCGGCCCCUGCCCCCCCAGCAGUAACUCGGGCAUCAGCGCCACGUGCUACGGGGGCGGUGGGCGCAUGGAGGGGCCGCCCCCCACCUACAGCGAGGUCAUCGGUCACUACCCCGGGUCUUCCUCCUUCCAGCACCAGCAGAGCAGCGGGCCGUCCUCCUUGCUGGAGGGGACCCGGCUCCAUCACGCACACAUCGCACCCCUGGAGAGCACAGCCGCCUGGAGCCAAGACAAGGAGAAACAGAAAGGACACCCUCUCUAGGGGUCCUGGGGGGCGGAGCGGGGCCGGGGCAGCGGUGGGUAAAGAGGCGAACCCCUCCUCACGUAGAAGAGCCCGGAGGAAGGGGUGACACACCGGAAAUGCGCGCAUCACCAACCUCUCCCCACCUCUGUGUGUAUAAAUAUUUACAUGUUCUGUGUGGUCUGAAUGCACAAGCUAAGAAAGCUUGCAGAACAACAACAAAAAACCGUGUUUCUUUGUUGAGCCCUGUCUUGAAGGCAAAAGAGAAAAAAAUCCUCCCCUAAGUCUUCUGUUUCUAGUUGAGCUGCGUGCGUGAAUGCUUAUUCUCUUUUGUGUUUUUUUUUCUGAUGAUUUCACGUAACUUUAAAGACAUAUUUGCACAAAACCUUUGUUUAAAGAUCUGCAAUAUUAUAUAUAUAUAUAAAUAUAAAUAUAUAUAAAAAUAAGAGAAACUGUAUGUGCGAGGGCAGGAGUAUUUUUGUAUUAGAAGAGUCCUAUUAAAGAAAAAAAAAGUUGUUUUCUGAACUAGAAGAGAAAAUGGCCAUUUUUGAGUGCCAACUCAGAAAGUGUGUAUUACCUUGUAAAGAAAAAGAAUUACAAAGCAGGGGUUUAGAGUUAUUUAUAUAAAUGUCGAGCUUUUGCACUAUUUUUUAUUAUAAAUAUGUCAGUGCUUGUUUGAUGGAAACUGCUAUCAUGUCUGUUGAGACUUGUAAGGGAGAAAUGUCGCAUUUCGACGUCAGGCAGAGAGAGGGCGGGUUCCACGUGAAGUUUGGAGAGAGGCCUCCAGCUCGGCCGCUUUCCUCCGAAGUAGAAGCUUUUGUCUAAGUGAUAGGUUAUUACCUCGUUACACAUUCCCUGCUGAGGGGGACACAGUUUUUUCCUCUCUGGGCCAGAACAGCCUUUGGAUUGCAAACAAAAUAGGAAAAGUACUUGAGGCACCAAAUUCCAGGUGGGGUGGCUUUGCCUCUCCCCAAAUGAAAAUAAACUGUUACUGAAGGAAUUUUAGUUUUUCCUCCUUUUUUUUGUUUUUGUUUUUUCUUUUUUUUUUCCUGGUUGACGACGAUGAUGGUUCCCCGUAGGAAGGAACGGAGCUGUUGCUGUGUUGGCAGAGACACACCAGAGCGCUGUAGGUGGCUUGUUCGUGUGGAGUGCUUUGGUGGUGAGUCAGCUGCUCCAGUUUGUUGGCUAAGGUCGGUGCAAUCCACUGGCAUAUAGGAAAGGCCCAAAAGUAUUAGGAAGAUGACCUUGUCCCUGUCCUUCUUUUCCUGGAUCGAUUCUCACUUAUGAGGCCAAUAAACAGAAGACGAGAGAUGAACAAGUGGCACGCGCAGGUUUCUCCCAGGACACGCGAAAGGGCUGAAACGAGGGUGGCCAAACCCGCUGCAAGCCUGCGCUUGAUGCUUUCAAAGCAGAAUUCUCUACCUUCUCUCUGUUCUCAGUCCCCCCCACCCUCACCCCCACCCCCGGAAACAGUCACGUUUGAUGUGUUUAUGUGUGUUUUCAUAAGCAUCUUUCUCAGACACAACUCUUGUUUACCAGGAUUUUACUGAGUAGAUUUGGGUGUGGCGCGACCCCUUGAUGGUGGCGUGCAGGUGAAGACGCGUGAGUGGACACGUGUGUGUGUGUGCGCGCGUAUACGUGACAGAAGAGUGGAGUGGGGGUCCCUUGGCAUCCACUGGGACAGUGGCUGGAGCAGGAUGCCCUCCCACUGAGGACUUGCUAACAUCCCAUGGGGUGGGGAACCCACCCCCGCCAGCCGGAAGAGUAGCCCUUCCACCCCGUGGAGGUGUCUUCAUUUUCGGCAGAAUGCCACCUAGCAGACUAACGUAAGAAAAAGGUAUAAGAGGCAAUAACCGUUGUUUUUAAGCAACUUUUUUAUUACUUGAAAAACAAAAACCUGAGAACAGUUUUGACGUUCUGACGAUUUGAACUCUAUUUAUAUACACAUUUUAAGAACAUGGUGACCAACAGAUGAACCUGUCAUCUGAGUGUCCGCUGACCAAAUCUGGCAGAAAGUGUACCUUAACAAUAAAAUCUGCCUCUCCGUGGGGUCUUCAGCCUAAAAUUCGCUUCUCUCUCAAAAAAGGAUUCUUAUAAAAGGUCGUGCAGAGAAAUCAAUGUAGUUAGUUAGUCCUGAAAGGUACAGGGACACAUUUAUAGAUAACAUUUUUAAGAAACAUGUCUUUAUGUGGAGCGUCUCCCUAGUGCCUUACUGAGGAAGCAGUUGACUCUCUUGUCACCGGGCCAGGCGUUCCUGGACAGUGCCUGGCUCGCAGGGGACUAGCCUUCCCGCUCCUGGUCAGCAAAGGGCUGCUGCUGCUUUUCAAACAUCCCCAUCACCCUCCACCUUGGAUGAACCUCGCUUGGUCAGGUGACCUCUCCCACCCCUCCAGCCUCCGUUGUCAAGUACUGCGUUUAAUGCCCAUCUGGCUCAAAAACCUAGAAGUGGGCCUCAUUUGUGUGAGUAGCGUCAGCCAAAAGCCAGUGUGCAGCGUUCCCGAGGUCCCCUUGAGCCAAACUCUGAACCUUCUUGCUUGGCGGUGUGUGCUAUGUCUGCUCUAUUUGCAGCGAGUUAGAAGGAAGCAGGACUGGGUGACUGACCUCAGCUGGCUUGAGGGCAGAGCACGCCCUUCUCUGAUCACGCCCCAGUAUUGCAGCCCAGGCCACCAUGCUGCGAUGUCCCUGGGCUUCAAGCCCAGCAGAUCACAAUUGCAGAAGUUCAUGGCGGAGUGGCUUGUCGGGGCCUGGGCGCAUCCCAGGAAAAGCGGUGGUGUGUGCUUCUGGAAACGUAUGCUGUAGCCACUAGCUCUUGGUGUCUGGACCCCAGAGCUCUGGGGGUGUAUUCUUUCCUCUAGAUGUUGGCUGUCAUGGCGUUGUCUUUGAGAAGCCUUUGAGGGCCCCUCAGGAGGCCCCCUUUAUUCAGUAGAAAGUUGGGGGGGUCUUCAAAAGUGGCUGGUUGGAGAGGGGACCAGGUUGGGCUCAGUAAACGUGGCAGAGCUCAGCUUUCUCUAAUCCUUUCAUUGUUUCCUUGUUUUCUCUACUUGUCAAUCAUCACCCCACUCUGCUGCUGCAAAGCCCAAUCUCUGCAGAAGGACUAAGCAAAGUCCACCAAGAGCUUUCAUUCAUGUUCCCCCAAAAGCCCAGUGUUUUUUCAAAGAGCUGAAAGGGACUCCUCUCCCCGCCCCACAUCCAUUGAUUCCGUCCCUGUCCUUGUCUGUCUUUUCUGUAAAUUGUACGUUUUAGAGAUUUUUCUUUCCUCCGUGCAACACAAAGCUUCCAGGUCCAUAAAACAUCCUGAUGAUAAGGAAAGAAUUCCCUCCCCCCCCCCAAAAAAAAAUCCACGCUUCAGAUUUUGCUGUGCUAUAAAGCUGAGAUGGACGCUGGGUUCCCUCGUUUGCCGGCCUGACCCCCUGGCGGUUUUGAGGAUGGCGACGCCUGAUGCUUGCCUGCGGCGUUCUUGGCGUUGGGACCGCUCUCCUUUGCAGCCCUGUUUCCCGAGUUCUGUUCAACUUCUGUGAACUGUCCGUGGCACGUCGCUGCUGCGUAAGACUCUGUGUUUGGAUGCCAAUCCACAGGCCUGAUGAAAUUGCUUGUUGUGUAUCAAUAAUCAUUAGUGGCAAUGAUGACAUUCUGAAAAGCUGCAAUACUUAUACAAUAAAUUUUACAAUUCUUUGGAA